Molecule: messenger RNA, 1443 nt
Organism: Talaromyces proteolyticus
Lineage: Eukaryota; Fungi; Ascomycota; Eurotiomycetes; Eurotiales; Trichocomaceae
Product: putative alpha/beta hydrolase family protein
Exons: 3
Coding region: 138-1361 (407 amino acids)
Biological process (GO): regulation of lipid storage
Cellular component (GO): endoplasmic reticulum
Source: RefSeq, a predicted model, not a curated record
UGAUUGGCCCACAGAGCCGAGGCAACGGGGGCUGGGUUGCUGACCAAUCUUAGCCCACUGGUAACUUAGUUAACCAAUAGAUCUCGCGUCAUGAGCGUCCGUCUCGACACCGCCUAAGAACAGUCUCAGGAUUGAAAAUGGAUUUCUUCAAGGACACGGCCGACUUUAUCGCCGGAUCGGCUGCAAAUGUGCACACCCACCGGCCGUUCCUGGCCAUUGCCGCCUCGGUCGCGUUGGGGCUGACUCUCGGCUCGCUAUGGUCAGCCGAAAAGUCGCAUCGGACGAGAACGAUUGCAUCGCCGCUACAAAGUUUCCAAAAACCACUUUCCGACAAGGAUAAACAAUCGCUGGUAAUUCCACUAGACGUACUACCCGGCGCGCGCGAUGUAUCAACUCCUUACGGUUCGAUUCGAGUCUAUGAAUGGGGCCCAGAAGAUGGGCCCAAGGUCUUGCUUGUCCACGGUAUCUCAACUCCGUGUCUCUCGUUGGGCGGUCUUGCACAUUCUUUGGUUGACAGGGGCUGUCGCGUCCUGAUUUUUGAUCUCUUUGGUCGUGGAUACUCGGAUGCACCUGCCGAUCUCCCACAGGAUGAUCGUUUGUUUACAACUCAGAUACUUCUUGCUUUAACUUCAUCUCCACUUUCCUGGACCGGUGCUUCCUCUGGCCAAUUCGCACUAGUCGGCUAUUCACUUGGAGGCGGUAUUGCAGCUGCAUUUGCCUCGCACUUUCCAAACCUGCUUUCCUCUCUUGUUCUUUUGGCCCCAUCAGGACUGCUACGGGAUUCUCAUAUCAGCUGGCAGUCUCGAGUCUUAUAUGCGAAGGGACUGAUUCCCGAAGGUGUCGUGAGUCGCCUAGUCAAAGGUCGACUAAAAGCCGGUCCCCUAGUAAAACCAAAGCACUCUAACGGGACAUCCCACGAUGAGAAAAUUGGUGUUGAAGAUGCUCUGACGGAAGAACUCACAGCUUCUCCUCGGCAAGUACUCUCUAGAGCCUACCCUUCUUUAACGACACCCGCGGCCGUCGCGUGGCAGGUGGAAAAUCACCAGGGGUUUGUUCCAUCAUUCAUUUCAAGCCUUAGACACGGUCCUGUUCCACAAGAAUCUCAACUCGAGAAUUGGAAACGGUUGGGAUCUUACCUGACGCAACGAAGGGAACAGAAGGACACCGACAACCUUCCGCAUGAUAAAGUCUUGAUCGUUCUUGGCGAAACGGACAAUGUCAUCGUCAAGGAUGAUAUUGUUGAAGAUGCAUCGGCGGCUUUAGAAGGAAAUGCUCAAUUCAAAUACUUCAGCAUUGGGCAUGAGUUCCCCAGCGUCAAGUAUGACGAGCUAGCCGCUCAACUUGUGGAAUUUUGGAAUUGAUUGAGUCUCGUCUCUUUAUUCAGCACGUAUAGAAUGUUACAAUAGACUUUAUUACAUUAUAUCUUUAUAUGUACAUUUGAGG